Aphanomyces astaci is the source of this 1264-nucleotide messenger RNA. RefSeq lists its product as hypothetical. Gene Ontology annotation, biological process: protein dephosphorylation. The record is from RefSeq and is a predicted model, not a curated record. Lineage: Eukaryota; Oomycota; Saprolegniomycetes; Saprolegniales; Verrucalvaceae. Gene Ontology annotation, molecular function: cation binding; protein serine/threonine phosphatase activity. The coding region runs from base 64 to 732 and encodes 222 amino acids. The transcript has 3 exons.
CAAUGGAGGAGGGGCAAUUUGUUCAUUUGGAUUUCGUCCAAGACCCAUCAUCGUUCAUCGUCUAUGGGCAACUUCCUCAGCAGUCCGCUCACGGAGAAAGACACCCACGUCGGGUCUGGGAAUGGCCUGUCCUUUGGGGUCAGCUGCAUGCAGGGAUGGCGUGCGACGAUGGAGGAUGCACACAUUGCGCGCACGUCGAUCCCGUCCUUUGACGGAUGUUCCAUCUUUGCAGUGUUUGACGGUCAUGGGGGCAAGUUGGUUGCGGACGAGAGCGCGCUGAAUCUGAUCGAAACGCUGGAGAAGCAAGAUGUGAAUGUGAAGGACAAGGACGACAUUGGCGGUGCACUCACGCGGGCAUUCCUAGCGUUGGACAUUGAGCACAGGCAGCUCAAACAAGUGGUCAGUGGCGACGACCACAGUGGGUGCACUGCCAUCGCUGCGUUCAUCAACGACACACAUAUCGUGGUGGCCAAUUCUGGGGACUCGCGGAGUGUCCUCGCGACAGACGGCGGCGUCGUCCCGAUGUCGUACGACCACAAACCCAACAACCCAGGCGAACGUCAACGCAUCGAAAACGCUGGUGGGUCGGUCCGAAACAACCGCGUCAAUGGCGACUUGGCGGUAUCUCGAGCAUUGGGCGAUUUUGUGUACAAGCAGCGUCCGGACUUGCGCGCCGAGGACCAGCAGGUACAUGCAGUAAAUCGCUCCGUACUAUCUCAUGUACAGGGUUAGUUGUCGUGUUCAAAGUGAAGUCCUGCCUUCGUCUCCAGAAUCUCUCUGUGAUGUGUCCCCGUUCAGACUCUUUUUACCACUGUGAUGCUCUUUUCUCUUAAUGACGACGAAAUCGUGUGGAGGUAUCUGCCGAGCCCGACGUCAAGGCGGUGGAGCGAACUAAGGACUUUGAGUUCCUCUUGCUGGCCUGCGACGGGGUGUGGGAUGUCAUGUCCAACGAAGAUGCGUGCGCGUUUGUGCGGUCGUUGCUGGCCCACGGCGAGAGCAACAUGGGGCUCAUCUGCGAAGAAGUGCUGGACCACUGCCUUUCCCUCGGCAGUCGUGACAACAUGAGCAUCGUCGUGGUCAAGUUCCCUGGCGCGAGAAUCGGAACGGGCGAUGGAGUCGCUGGCCUGCGAAAGCUCAGGGAAGCAGAAGCGGCCAAGGCGGUCGAGUUGGCGGCCCAAUAAUAGAGCCUAUGAAGACUUUGAAAAUAUACACUAGCGCCCUGUACGUCAGUCAUGCUAGGGUUGUACAUGUCAUUGGUUUUGUA